GUCACGACGAUCGCAGUGGCAACGCAAAAGUCAGCAACAUUUUGCUGUUGUCUCAGCAUUGUUCAUAACGCAAACGUACGUUGACUCGAGCGAGUCGUUGGAUGGGCGAUCAGUGGAUGGCGCGCGCAAAUCAAUCGCUUUAAAAUCGACAUUCGAAAGUGAACAUUGUGGCGAAGUGAAUAAGUAAGAAACAAAUAAUAAUAAAAAAUCAAUUAAUAAAAGAUAAAAUUAAUUUUAACAAAAAGUGUUAAACAGCAACAAAGCAGAGCGCCAAUUCGCGCACAGCUGACUUGUACGCGCCGGUCCGAGCGAGUUUCAAGCGAAAAGUAAAUAACAAAAGCAACUUAGUGCCGAAUCAGGUUGAGUGCGUGUGCGCAUGCGUACCUAUGUAUAGUAGUAGACGUGGUCAAGUGCGUGAAGUGCAGUGUCCAUACGCCAGACAAGUGGUCGAAUGGUCGGUUUGGCAGCCAAUUGGUUAAAUAGAUAUACAGAGUAAUAUUGAUUCGAUUUUUACGCGUGCAUAUGGUCAAUGCUACACGGAACGAACUGAUCACAUUUCAGUAUAUUCGCGCACACACACUUACAUACUCGCCUAUCCACUAUCAACAACACAAGUAACAAUUGCCAAGCUUCAAAGAAUAGUGAUAUUAUAUAUAAAUUAGAAAAGUAUGCAAUUUAGUUUUAUAAUGUCGACGACGUAUGUCUGCGGUGCAGCGCGUAGAAGAUGAUCGAAGCCUUUGCCAAUAGUUUAGGAAGUCAUUUGGGGCGACAUCUGUUCUACUGGGCGGUGUCCCAACCGGAAGUGAACGGUCUCAACCUGCGUCUCACCGAGCUUAUCAACAAAUUCCACGGUCCACUUGAACGUGGCGUUCAGGUACUGGACCACCUGCUAACACUCGAGGAGGAUGACUUCAACGGUCAUUGGGGCAGCGCGUAUCGGCACAGUUAUGAGCCCGAAUAUGCGAGUAGCGAUGGCAAUCAGGAAGUGCUGCAACAGCCAGCAAAUAGUCGUGAAAUGCUGUCAUCGGCGACAACAACAACGACAACAGCUGGAGUGUUAGCAGUGACAAGUGGAAAUAUUGUAACAAGUAACAACCGCAUCUCCACCUCAAAUCCAAAUAUGGAAACAUUAAACAAUGGUAAUGGGCUAUUGCUUUCGCCGCCACACAACAAUUCUACAAAUAAUCACCAUCAACAGCAGCAACAACAACGAAGCGCCAUUGCAGCAGUAGGUGCCGGUUCAGCAACGAGUGGUGGCGUCGGCGGCGGUAGUAGCAGCGGAGGUGGCUCUAGCAGCGGCAGCGGUACUGCAACUGGCGGUGGUGAGCAUAAUAUACAAAUAACUCAACCAAUCAGCGCACCAUCAUCGCCCUUGGCGUCCCCUGGUGUUAUUAGCAGCUCGGCGCUCUUCUGUUUGCCAUCGAGCUCCUCGGGUGCUACGACAGGCGGUAGUAGUAGCAGCAGUGGUGGUGGUAGCGGCAGUGGUUCGUAUGUUUGUUCAGCCGGUGCUGCAAAUCAAAUAAGCAAUGCAGCUACGAACGCCAUCGACACAGCUGAUCCUAACUGGCAGGCCACCAAAGCGACGGUGCUGGAGCGGAACGCGGCUAUGUUUAACAAUGAAUUGAUGUCGGAUGUCAAAUUUGUUGUGGGGGGAGAGUUCGCAGAUUGUGUACAAACAAUACCGGCACACAAGUACAUUUUAGCCACGGGUAGUUCAGUAUUUUACGCUAUGUUUUAUGGUGGUUUGGCCGAGAAUAAACAGGAAAUUAAAGUGCCUGAUGUGGAGCCAUCGGCGUUUUUAACGCUGUUAAGAUAUCUAUAUUGUGAUGAGAUUCAAUUGGAACCUGAUAACAUAUUGGCCACUUUGUAUGCAGCCAAAAAGUAUAUUGUGCCACACUUAGCACGCGCCUGCGUCAAUUAUUUAGAGGUUAAAUUGACGGCAAAAAACGCCUGUCUACUUCUCAGUCAAUCGCGUCUUUUCGAAGAGCCCGAGCUGAUGCAGCGUUGCUGGGAAGUAAUCGAUGCACAAGCCGAAAUGGCGAUUAAAUCGGAAGACUUUGUCGACAUCGACCUAAAGACAUUCGAGUCGAUAUUGUCGCGCGAGACGCUCAACUGCAAGGAGAUACAUCUCUUUGAGGCAGCGCUCAAUUGGGCUCUGAAUGCUUGCCAGAAGAUGGGCGUUGACGUGACGGCACAGAAUAAGCGUAGCAUGUUGGGUCAAGCAUUACAUUUAAUACGCAUACCAACCAUGACGUUGGAAGAGUUCGCAAAUGGCGUCGCGCAGACGGGCAUACUCACAUCACAAGAGACUAUUGAUAUAUUUUUGCAUUUUACGGCACAAUCAAAACCGCAUUUAAGUUUUCCUACACGUGCGCGUGCAGGCCUCAAGACGCAAGUAUGUCAUCGCUUUCAGUCGUGCGCAUAUCGCUCCAAUCAGUGGCGUUACCGCGGGCGUUGCGAUUCCAUACAAUUCUCGGUGGAUCGCAGAAUCUUCAUUGUUGGCUUCGGCCUAUACGGUUCCUCGACCGGUGCUGCUAAUUAUAAUGUGAAAAUCGAAUUGAAACGUUUGGGACGCACGCUCGCAGAAAACGACACAAAGUUCUUUUCGGAUGGUUCAAGCAACACAUUCCACGUAUUUUUUGAGAACCCUAUACAAAUUGAACCCGAGUGCUAUUACACCGCAUCCGUUAUACUCGACGGCAACGAACUGAGCUUCUUCGGUCAGGAGGGCAUGUCCGAAGUGUGCAUGGGCAAUGUAACUUUUCAGUUCCAAUGCUCAUCGGAAAGCACCAAUGGUACUGGUGUGCAGGGCGGUCAAAUUCCAGAACUGAUAUUUUACGGACCAACAGCAGUAACGGCAUUAAGCUCACCAACUAACUCACUGUGCCCUACACCGAUUGGUACGGGCAGCGGCGGCGCAGGCGGUGGCGUACCGAUUAGCGGUGGCUUACAUGUGAAUUGUGAUGACUUAUUGGGUAGUGGCAGCAGUGACGGUGGCGGUAGUGGUGCUUUGAGCGCAUGAGAAAUAUUGGAAUAUUGCAAGAGAGAUGAGUCAGAACUCUUUUGAACAAUGCGUUUGUAACAAAAAUGGCAAUCUAUGGUUUUUCAAUGUGAAAUUUACAAAGAAACUAUAAUGAUAAAUAGUUUAUACAUACAUACAUAUGUAGUAGUAGUAGGAAGCGAGCGAACAGACAACCAAAUACAAUUAAAUACAGGCAAUAUUUACAAAUACAUACAUGAAAUGAAUGCAAGCAAUGCCAAAAUAUAUGCAUUGCAGGGAAAUUGCUUACUGCUAAACUAAAGUUAAAUUUUGCAUAUGUAUAAUAAUGCAAUUGAAAGUCUAAAAAUGUAUAUGUAGACAAAACGCACCUGCCUUCAUUUGUUGAAGUUAAGGUAAGGGAAAAGGCAAUCAAAUUUGGUAAAAAAAAAUUCUAAAGGCACAAAAAAAUACUAAACAAAGUCUGUUACUAAUAUUACGUACGAUUUUGAAAGACUUGUAGAGUGUAGAAUUUUUGAAAAAACGUAAACAAUAACCUGGGAAAUGAAGUAAACAAAAAAGCAAUUGCAUAAUACACAUAUACCUACAUAUAUGAAUUCAUACAUUACAAAAACAAAAUUUAAAUCAAAAAAGUGGAGAAUUUUACAAAACAAAAAAGCAGUUAUGUAUUUAUCUAAAAUAAAUCCUGUUGAAUAACGACACAGGGUCAGGCUAUUAGGUUGAAAAUGUUUAAAAAAAAGUUUACAUAUGUACAUACAUAUUACACUCACAGACUAUAUACAAUUACAUAAAAAACAUAUACAUAUAUAAAUGCAUACAAGGCAUAUAGUAGUACUUUUUCCACUAGUUUUUUCAUAUACCCAAAAAGAAGUCAAGAAAGAGAAGUAUACUUACACUAUAUUCAUACUAUAUAUACGCAACUAUAAAGCAAAAGUCAUGAUUACAACUCUUUUUGCGUAAAUAACAUUAAAUAUUGUAGUAAUAAUGAGUUGAUUUUGCGAGUAAUUACGAGUUUCAUUAGUAAUGCAAUACAUUUACAAUUAUACAUAGUAUAUUGAUCACAGUCGAAAUAAUCAAUUAGUAUUCACGUAGCAUAUUAGCGUUUGUCCUAUAUACAUGGACAUAAUCAUUAUGAAUAUUGGAAUAUUUUAUGCUUUUUAGUAUGCUAGUUAUCGCUUUAUGAAUUGUAUUUCAUUUCGUAUUUCAACGCCUUGCAUUUGUGCUAAAUAUUCUUCAAGAGUCUUGUGUUGUUCUCAUUUUCUGUGGUUAUGCUGCGUUUGCGUUUUAGCAUUAAGAGGGAAAUGGCCAGUAAUGAGUUAACGCAGCAGUGAAGUGGAGUAUAAGAAUUAUAUUGCACUUCUCUUUGGCUGAACUAUUUGUGCUUUUUUGAUUUUAAAGAUAAGUUAUGACUUUUUGUACUAU
Molecule: messenger RNA, 4420 nt
Organism: Bactrocera oleae (olive fruit fly)
Lineage: Eukaryota; Metazoa; Arthropoda; Insecta; Diptera; Tephritidae
Gene: lute
Product: BTB/POZ domain containing protein 3 lute
Biological process (GO): neurogenesis
Cellular component (GO): cytosol
Molecular function (GO): protein binding
Source: RefSeq, a predicted model, not a curated record